GAGAGGACGAAACAGCUGAACCCUCGCCGUCUGGAAGACGCCAGAGACCUGCAGGUCCAGGGUUAUGACGGUGCGUUCAGACAGUGGCAUCAAUUCAGUGGAAGUUAAGCCAAGGUGUGGCGGCUGCUGUACCUUUAUACCCAAUUGACGCCCCUGGUCCAGGUCCAGGUCCAGGUCCAGACCCUGACCCGGGUCUAGGAGGAGAAGAUGUCCUGCAGUCCGUCCAACGCCAGACGCCACCGCUCUGAUCUAGAGAGCGUGCUGGAGCUCCAGAGGGCCAGGAUGGUUGGGGAAAGUCUCGCUGACCAGGACCAGCUGGAGCUGCAGGGCAGGAAGAAGCUGGUCAGGUCCAAGACCUUCGACCAAUCGCUGCUGACUCCGGUCCAGACGGAGCUGGACCCAAAGCUGGAGAGGAAGAAGAGCCACUACAGCCAGCUGUCCAAGAGCAACAGCCAGUACCAUAAAAUAUUCAAGGAGAUCAGCAAGGAGGAGCAGCUGCAACAGAGCUACACCUGCGCGCUGCAGAAGGACAUCCUGUACCAGGGACGCAUGUUCGUCUCCGAGCACUGGAUCUGCUUCCACUCCAAGGUGUUCGGCCGAGACACCAAGAUCGCCAUCCCGGUCAUGUCCGUCACCAACAUCAAGAAGACCAAGACGGCCAUCCUGGUUCCCAACGCUCUGGUGGUCGCCACGGCAACGGACCGAUACGUGUUCGUGUCCUUCCUGUCCAGAGACAACACCUACAAGUUCCUGACGUCCGUCUGUUUCCACCUGGAGGAGAAGAGUCCCUGCAGUAGCCCCGCCCCCUCGCCUGCUGACCGCAGCUUCAGAGGUCAGAGGUCACCGGUGUCACCGCGCUUCCCUCUGAGAGACUUCAGCCUGGACGGAGUUCUGAGGACCAGGAGGGAGACGGAGGAGAGCAGCAGCUCCGAGUCCCCGGAACCAGAGUACCAGAACAUCCCAGAGGUCCUGCUGGAGAACCGGGUCCUCAAGGAGAACCGGGUCCAGAUGGAGAACCGGGUCCAGAUGGAGAACCGGGUCCAGAUGGAGAACCGGGUCCUGAAACCCGUCUCUCUCAACACUCUGCUGGUCGUCUACAUGUUUCUGGUGUGUGUCCUCGUCCUCUCCUCGUCCUACUUGGCCUUCAGGAUCGUGUCUCUGGAGCAGCGACUGGCGACACUCGGCUCCGUCUCCGUCUUCACGCAUCACGAAAGCAGCUCCUUCUUCUCCGGUUCUGACCUGAACGCUGAGCUUUUCUCCGAGCUGCUGACCGUCAACCUGCUGAAGCUGGAGAAGGUGCAGAAAAACCUCCAGAGACUGUUGGAAGAGGCCUGACCCGGAACCAGGAACCAGGAACCAGAAUCAGAACCAGGACCGAGAGAGACCAGGAUGUAAACAUGUGGUUUUCCGUUGCCAUGGUUACAAACACCGACCAGAUUCCUACAGAACUGGUCCUGGUUGGUCCCGGGUCCAGAACCGUCUCUUCCUCCAGAACCGUCUCUUCCUCCAGAACCGUCUCCUCCUCCAGAACCGUCUCCUCCUCCAGGAUAAACUCAUUCCUUCAUGUCCAGCAGCAGAAACACGUGUUUGGUUUUCAUUGAACAAGUUAGUUUGAAGUUGGUGAAAAAUGUUACAUUUAAUAAAGUUUUCUUUACAAAAUCAAUAUCUGCGUUAAAAAAGGUUCAAACUGUCAGGAUGUUUGUUUCAACAUGUUAUCAAUUAAUCACAUGUUUGGGGGAAUGUUGAGGUGUCUGGGGUAUUUGGGGUGAAUAACCACAGAAAAAUCUUUGUAAAAUAACUUGUA
Molecule: messenger RNA, 1804 nt
Organism: Cololabis saira (Pacific saury)
Lineage: Eukaryota; Metazoa; Chordata; Actinopteri; Beloniformes; Belonidae
Gene: gramd2b
Product: GRAM domain-containing protein 2B
Exons: 14
Coding region: 208-1335 (375 amino acids)
Source: RefSeq, a predicted model, not a curated record